Messenger RNA from Rhinolophus ferrumequinum (greater horseshoe bat), 1615 nucleotides. It is a transcript of the gene RITA1, whose product is annotated as RBPJ interacting and tubulin associated 1. Bases 348 to 1157 code for a protein of 269 amino acids. Gene Ontology annotation, molecular function: tubulin binding. Gene Ontology annotation, biological process: negative regulation of Notch signaling pathway; nuclear export; Notch signaling pathway. The record is from RefSeq and is a predicted model, not a curated record. Gene Ontology annotation, cellular component: cytoplasm; nucleus. The transcript is spliced from 4 exons. Lineage: Eukaryota; Metazoa; Chordata; Mammalia; Chiroptera; Rhinolophidae.
GGUUCUGGGCUCCGGGAUUCCGACUCCAGAUAAACGGGGGUCAUGGAUGCACCGCGGGUGCUCAGGCACCCCCACAGAGGAGUCCAGAGCUGGUGGGGAGGGGCACUGAGGGUUACAGCCGGCAUCCGUGAGACAAGAUGCUCUGUUUUGUAGGUGUGACUUACACAUGUGACUUCACCUUUUGAAGCCUCAGUUUUGUCAUCUGUAGAAUGGACAUAAAGUUUCUUCCCAAGACUAUUGAGAGGGUUAAAUGAGACGAUGUUUCUAAAGCUCUUUGCACGAGGGAGCCCUGGAGGCAGGGCCUGGCAGGCAGAGCAGGCCCACUGUCACCUGGGACUACGGACGGCAUGAAGACCCCUGUGGAGCUGACCAUUACUGGGAUGCAGAGCCUUCACCGCCAGCACCGCUGCCGGGGUGGCUAUCAAGUCAAGGCCAAGCCAUCGUAUGUGGAUGAGACUUUGUUUGGCAGCCCUGUGGGCACCCGGCCCACACUACCAGACUUUGACCCACCCUGGGUGGAGAAGGCCAACAGAACCAAAGGAGUGGGCACAGAGUCUUCACAGGCCUCGGGGGCCAACAGAAGCUUUGAGACCACCUCCUCCAGGGGCAGUACCGCGACCCUCACACCAAGGAAGAAGAACAAAUACAGACUGAUCAGCCACACUCCUUCCUACUGUGAUGAGUCACUAUUUGGCUCCCGACCUGAGGGCACCGGCUGGGAGGCCCCGUGGAUGGCGAAGGGGGAUGCUGCAAAACUCCACGCCCUCUUCUGGACACCCCCAGCUACCCCUAGGGGAAGCCAUUCACCCCGUCCCAGGGAGACCCCACUGCGUGCCAUUCAUCCAGCUGGUUCCUCCAAGACAGAGCCCACGGUGGCGGCAGACUCCCGGAAGUUGUCCGUGGAUGGGUUAGACUGUCCCCGGCCUCUGAGGCGGGAGCGUUCCCAUUCCGUCACCCGCCUGAAUGUCCCCAGCACUGGCCGCCCACCCACCGGUGGCCCCCACACAAAUGGGCCUCGUGAUCCCAGGCGUUCCCGGUUGGGGGUGAUCUUCCAGAGCCCCCCUGUGACUCCCAGGGCUCGUUCAGUCAGUGUUUCAGUGCCAGUUACCCCCCGACGAGGUGGGGCCACCCAGAAACCAAAGCCCCCUUGGAAAUGAGUUUCGUGGUCCUUUCAGGUUUGCCCACGGGGUCACAGCACAGGGUACAGUUUCAGAGGAUGACACAGGUGGGGCCUUCCGGGGAGACCACCAGGUAUCGGAGAAGCACUCAUGGGGGCAGACGCAGUAAUGGUGGUCAGCGCGUCCCCUGUUCUGACAAUCUGUAGUUGUUCUCUCCUCCCGCCUCCAUGUGGAUUUAGGGCCACCCCUUGAGAUGCCUGUUCUAGUCCUGUCAGAGCCACAUGCUGUAUCAGUGCCAACCCAGGGAUGUCCCCCCAGGAGAGACCCUCCACCUCCCCCAUUACUCCCACAUGUCUUGCCGCUGAGUCUGGAGGCCCCCGGAGUUUUUCCAGGCCCGGUGUGUGGACCCCGGUUAUCUGGGUGAUUUGUGGAUGGGCAUUUUUUAUUUUAAUAGUCAUGUAUUUAUUUUCAUGUAUUAAAUGUAUCAGUAGCUCAUU